This is a messenger RNA of Drosophila santomea, 1295 nucleotides long. RefSeq lists its product as uncharacterized. The transcript is spliced from 3 exons. The record is from RefSeq and is a predicted model, not a curated record. Gene Ontology annotation, molecular function: protein binding. Bases 111 to 1181 code for a protein of 356 amino acids. NCBI's taxonomy places the organism in Eukaryota, Metazoa, Arthropoda, Insecta, Diptera, Drosophilidae.
ACGUUUAAGGGAGCCCGAAAAGCCUUUAUAAGGUGCAAACAUUUUGGGGAAGAGUCACAGAACGCCUUUGGGUGUCGCAAAGGAGCACAAGUGCGGAUUAACUGAGCAACAUGAAGACUAUUUUGGUUUUAGCCAUCCUGGCGCUGGCACAAGCCACCGAGGUAUCCCAGACUGCAGAAACCGCAACUUCUGCCACCGCAAGUGCAGCCACAACGGGGAAGCCUCAGCAAACGGAGCUACCCAUUCACAUCCAGAACCUGAUAACCAGCCACAUCAAUCAUGUGCUGCAGCACAUAAAGAACAAACCUCAGGACUCGAACACAUUGAGUGGACCGGUGGAUUGGCAUGGGAGUGGGAGUGGAAGUGGAAGUGGGAGCGGCGCGCCAGUGGUCAAACCCCAUCCAGAUCUCCUUCCACCAGUGGCACACUCUGGUGAUGUCCUUGCCCCUGCCCUUGCCGACGUCCCAGCGGCUGCACCUGCGUUGCAACCUGGCCUACAGUCGCUGCAAGCUGGCAAUCCACCGGUGAAGGUUACCCAACACCAGGCCACCGGCACCCUGAUCCACCACGGAAGGCCAGUGGUGCACAAUAAGGUGGUGAUGCCGCACGUGGAGCAGGUGGUGCACUCGCUUCCCGGUCAAGAGCCCAUCAACGUGGCCGAAAAGCUGCAGAAGCUGCAACAGCAUGUGACCAAGGUGAUGCAACAGGCCGAGAUGCACAUUCCUUUGGCCGUCAACCAGGCCAUCAAACAAAAGAAAGAACUGGAAGCUCAGAGAGAAAAGGAGCAGCUCCAGAAGGAUAAAGAACUCAACAAGGGUGAUGACAAAAACAAGGAAGUUAAAGAGGAUCAGGAGGAUCCUGAACCCCAGACAAAUGCAGCCAAAGCUGGUCGAUCCCUGGUUAUUCCCGAUAAAGUUUCUAGUAUAGUGAACCAAGUUCACGCCCACAUUCCGCAACUGAUUGCCCAGCACAGCGAGGAAAUGAAGCUGGGAAAAUGCAAUUUCCAGUGUCCCAAAGCAUCACUCUCCAUUUGUGCCAGCAACGGCAAGUGUGUGGUCAAUUUCCCAGGCCAAUGUGAGCUGAGUCAGUGGAACUGCUUCAACACCAAAAAUGUUUUUCACCAAGUCCACGAUGCCGAGUGCCAAAACACCAUUACUUGCUACAAAAGGGAUAUGAUGUGAGCUUUUCCUCUGGGCGGUGACUCAAUUACUCAAACGAAUUUAAACAAUAUUCCAUCGAAAAUAUGUCUAACUACUCGUAUUAAUAUGAUUUAAAAUUUAUAGUAGCUGAAAAAU